CCUCUCGUGAACGCGCACGCCGUGACGUCAACGUCUUGUUCCGGUAUCAUGGCCGCGUGCGUACAGUAAAAAUUGGUGGUGGCUGUACUAGGAGGACAUGACGUGAAUGUUUAUACGGGCAAUUGUGUUGGAGAUGUCGGUGACGCAGCUCUUUCGGCUGGUGGUCCGUCAUUCGACUGCUCCCGCGUUCAGGAGGUACAGCAAGGUGUGCCCAGCGGUACCAGAGCGAGUGCAAAUAUUUGAGUCUCUCAGGGAGAUAAAGGACAAAAAGAAGAUAGUUGAGGCUUCCGAAAAGCACCUCAGCAUCCACGUAGGUCAAGGCCAGCUUGUGAAGGGAACAUCCGGGGUCACAACGCCGCUCUCUGUCGCACAGAGUAUUCGUGAGAAAGGAGCAAUAGUGAGCAAAGUGAAUGGGGAACUAUGGGAUCUUGGGCGUCCCCUAGAGGCUGAUUGUCACCUACAAUUUAUUGGAUUUGACUCACUUGAGGGAAGACAGGUAGUAUGGCGGACUGGGGCAUGUGUGUUGAGUGGAGUGUUGGAGAGGGAGUUUGGUGCCCGGGUGUGUCGUGAAGGAGCAUCUGAGUUUGGCCUUUACUGUGACCAUUUGCUGGAGAACAGUGCCGCUGUGUCUUUGAGUGAUGUGGAGGAAAGGUGUAAAGCUGCUUCUGCCCUCAAGUUGCCUCUGACCAGGCUGGAGCUUGACGCACAAGAGAUCAGUGAGCUCUUCCAGGAUGACCAGCUCAGAUUACGACUUGUACAGGAGCAGAUGAAUGGCCCCACUGCUACAGUAUACAGGUGUGGAGACAGCAUAGCACUAUGUAAUGGCCCCCUUCUCCACCACACUGGCCUCCUCAGGGUGUUCAAGAUGCUCCGACUCUCAACUCUGACCCUGGCCGAUCAGAGUGAGUGUCCCGGUUUGAUGCGUCUCUCUGGGGUGGCCUUUCUCAGAGAGAAGGAUAAGGAGGAGUGGGACAGGGAGCAGGAGGAGGCCCACAGGAGGGACCACAGACGCAUCGGCACAGACCAAGAGCUGUUCUUCUUCAAUGAUGUCAGUCCAGGAAGCUGCUUCUUCCUGCCUAAAGGAGCCCACGUGUACAACACCCUCACUGACUUCAUCAAGAGUGAGUAUCGGCGGAGAGGAUUCACAGAGGUCAUCACCCCGACACUGUACAACGUUUCAUUGUGGGAGCGUUCGGGCCAUUGGGAGCACUACAGUGACAACAUGUUCACAGUGAACUUGGAAGGCUCUCAGACCUACGCACUCAAGCCCAUGAACUGCCCUGCACACUGCCUGAUGUUCGAGCAGCGUGUCCGCUCGUGGCGAGAGCUUCCUCUACGCUGGGCUGACUUCGGGGCGCUGCAUCGCAAUGAGCUCUCCGGCGCUCUGGGAGGUCUCACCCGUGUCCGCAGGUUCUGCCAGGACGACGCUCAUAUCUUCUGCACACCUGACCAGCUGGAAGAUGAGAUUGUGGCUUGUUUGGAUUUCGUGAGGCGCGUUUAUCAAGUGUUUGGGUUUUCCUUCCAUUGCCUUCUGUCCACACGUCCCACUCCCUGCCUCGGGGAGCCAGAGCAGUGGGACCAUGCCGAGCAGGAGUUGGAGCGGAGCCUGCAGCAGUUUGGCGAGCGGUGGGAGUUGAAUCCAGGAGAUGGAGCCUUCUAUGGGCCAAAGAUUGACAUCCAGAUCAGAGAUGCUAUUGGCCGACAGCACCAGUGCGCAACCAUCCAGUUGGACUUUCAGCUGCCAAUCAGAUUUAAUCUUCAGUAUGUGGCGCGAGAUGGCCAGUUGCAACGCCCUGUGAUGAUCCACCGUGCAGUGCUGGGAUCACUGGAGAGAAUGAUUGCCAUUUUGGCUGAAAACUUUGGAGGGAAAUGGCCACUAUGGUUGUCUCCAGCUCAGGUAAUUGUCAUCCCUGUUACGAUCAGCUGUCAGCCAGCCGCGGAACAGGUGGUUCAGCAGUUUCAUGAAGCUGGCUUCAUGGUGGACUUGAAUGAAGACACCAAGGCCACCUUAAGUAAGAGGAUCCGCUCUGCUCAGCUGGCACAGUACAACUACAUUCUGGUGGUGGGCGAUCAGGAACGUGAGAGCCACACGGUGAGUGUUCGGAGUCGAGGCGGCAAGCAGCUGGGUAGGCGACCCAUCGAGGAGGUUCUGAUGAGCCUCAAACGGCUUCGAGACUGCAAGAGUAACGAGGACAACUUUUAAUGGGGACAUACAAAGGAACAUUUAUCCAUUUCUGACAUUCAAGUAACUCAACCAAACUACAUGGAACAUGUUAUUGUAGACUUCCAGUAACUGACACAUCAUACUAUGACCACUUUUACUGGAUGUCUUUCCCUUCAAUCUCAGGCUCUCGCUUGAGCAACCCAGAAAUCCCCUAGCUUUGCCGCGCUUUGGGUUACGCAAUGCUGACAGCGGUGCAGGAGUUACAAAUUGGAUUAAACAUUAAAAAUCCUCAUUUCAUUGAAACCCCUGCAUGUACCCCUUUUUUUCAUGGCAAUUAAACCCUUACUCUGAGUUGUUCUAAUAGUACAGGAAGGGGAGUGAACAGUGACUCAUUUGCAUUAGAUAAGACUGCCCCGUUUCCAACAGGCAAAUGUCAGCAAAGCAAAUAAAUGGGGUGUAAGAUGCUAUGCUCUCGUGGUCCUUGCGAUAUUUUUGACAAACUCAUGUCACAGAAGUGUUAUAGAGCGACUUGGCAUAUCCAAGACAUCUACAACUAUUUGUGGAAAAAUUGCAUAUGUCUCGGGACAAUUCUGUAAUGUAAACCAAUGUUCAUAUACAUCAUACUUAAGCUGGCAGAAGCGCAGCUUCAUUUUUUUAAUAAAACUCCACAAACUUU
Molecule: messenger RNA, 2840 nt
Organism: Syngnathoides biaculeatus (alligator pipefish)
Lineage: Eukaryota; Metazoa; Chordata; Actinopteri; Syngnathiformes; Syngnathidae
Gene: tars2
Product: threonyl-tRNA synthetase 2, mitochondrial
Exons: 18
Coding region: 107-2203 (698 amino acids)
Biological process (GO): threonyl-tRNA aminoacylation
Cellular component (GO): cytoplasm
Molecular function (GO): ATP binding; threonine-tRNA ligase activity
Source: RefSeq, a predicted model, not a curated record